Messenger RNA from Vitis vinifera (wine grape), 1243 nucleotides. RefSeq lists its product as uncharacterized. Bases 131 to 856 code for a protein of 241 amino acids. NCBI's taxonomy places the organism in Eukaryota, Viridiplantae, Streptophyta, Magnoliopsida, Vitales, Vitaceae. Gene Ontology annotation, biological process: RNA splicing. Gene Ontology annotation, cellular component: nucleus. The record is from RefSeq and is a predicted model, not a curated record. The transcript has 2 exons.
GUCAAAUUAUUUGAUAAAUCAAAUAAUAUUUUAUAAAAUUAAAAAGAUUUGAUUAUGUAUUUGAAAGGCAUGAUCAUUUGUUCUUAACAGAGCUGGAGGAGGGUUGGAAGACGAUAUCAGAGAGGGAGGGAUGAGUGUGUUCGGGGGAGAUAGCUGGGCGAGAGAGGCCCAGCACAGAAAGAGAAAGGUGGAGGAUCUAAUGGUGGAAGGACUUGAUGCAUCUUCAUACAAGAAGCUCUCCACCGGCAAAUUCGCCUGCCUCCUCUGCGCCAACAACCCCAUCCUCGAUUCUCCUCUUAUGCUUUCCAUGCAUAGAAAGGGAUCACGCCAUCGUGCUGCCGAGUCCAGGUUCAAGGAGAGAGAAUUAAGGAGACAAGAUGAGAUAAAGAAGAGAAUAGCUUUAUCUGAUGGUUCCAUAGGCAGUGGUGAUACUAGCACUUCUGCCAAACAAUUUAGGUUCACAAGCAAGCCAUUGAUUGAACAGACAAAGAAGGCUGCUUCUGAGACACUCUGCAAUAAAAUUCCUAAGCAAAAUGUUACAAUUCAGAGCCAUAAUGCCAAAGAAAGUAGAGAUGAUUCCUCAAAUGGACCAUCAAAUUGUAAUGACAAUAGCUCCUUCCCUGCAAUGGAAGCAGGUGAAAGAGUGGUUGCACAGCACCAAUUGGAUUUCCAGGCCAUUCGAGAGAGGGAACUCAGGUUCACCGCUGCCGGUUGGAAGCGCGACUGCCAUGGAAGGUGGUUUAAAGAUGAAAACGUGAGUUUCUUCUCAGGCCAUUUUAUUCAUUACCCCAUGGAGAUAACCCAAAAACUGCGUUAUUCUAGUUAUUUUUAUGCCUAUUCUUUGCUUGCAGGUUGAAUUUGACUCUGAUGAAGAAGAUCCAAACAUCUGUCUUGCUUGACUAUGUGCUUAUCCCCUGCAAAGAAACUAGAGAGGUUUGUAGGGUGAAAUGCAGGUGCAUAGUCCACUGGGCCAGAGAGAGAUGGGCGGGUGAGAAGUAAGACAUGGGUAUGUAAGUUUCUGGAUACGCUAAGGUACUCUGGGCUAGGGAUUCUCAAAAUUUUAUACAUUGAAUCCACUCUUCUGGUAGGUUGUUUCCCUAUGGUCCCAGUUCAUGUUUGUUUGUACUACAGGCAUUUUUUGAAAAUGCAGGAAGAACCCAGUUACACAUGAAGCCUACUUUGAUACUUGAGACUCAAGAAAAUGUCAAUUGAGGAGCAAAGCUAUUAACUUUUUUUCUUUCAA